This is a messenger RNA of Oncorhynchus masou masou (cherry salmon), 634 nucleotides long. It is a transcript of the gene meig1, whose product is annotated as meiosis/spermiogenesis associated 1. The record is from RefSeq and is a predicted model, not a curated record. Bases 212 to 493 code for a protein of 93 amino acids. NCBI's taxonomy places the organism in Eukaryota, Metazoa, Chordata, Actinopteri, Salmoniformes, Salmonidae. The transcript is spliced from 3 exons. Gene Ontology annotation, cellular component: nucleus.
GGAAGGAAGGAAGGUUGGGUUGCUAGCAUAUAUCUGUGCUACCAGUAGACAAUUACCAUAACAACACAUUGUUAAAGAAGAAGAAGAAAGAAGGAAGGAAGGAAUAUUGGGUUGCUAGGCAACUAAAGACAAGCCUGCUCGUCAUCAUCUCUUGGAUCUCUGAGUUUUGCCCCGUUCAGCUGUCGCCUGUGGACAUCCUCUCUGCAGCAUAAUGUCUUGUGCAGCCUACUUAGAUGGCAACGCAACGCCAAAGUCAAUGAGCAGAGCCAAACAAUGGACUGACGAGGUGGAGAACUUAUACAGAUUCCAACAGGCAGGCUACAGGGAUGAACUGGAAUACAAACAAGUAAAGCAAGUUGACUUGAUCGACAGGUGGCCUGAGACUGGGUUUGUGAAGAAACUUCAGCGUCGAGACAACACAUUCUAUUACUACAACAGAAAAAGAGAAUGUGAAGACCGGGAAGUCCAUAAAGUGAAGGUCUAUGCAUAUUAAGUCAGGAGUGUCCAGCAAUCUCUUUUCCAUUUUGAAUAUCUUUUGACAUGUUUUUGAAGAAGACAUCUGUAGGAAGGAAGGCAGCACCAUCCCAGCUGUGGAAUGUAGACCAGUUCACUGAAUAAAGGGUGUGAGGUUGAA